UCCCCCAUAAAUUGACUAGCCUUCUGACGUUCCACUAGGAAUGCUCGACACCGGAUUUGUGAUUGUAGAAGCACAGAGGAGAGGGUGUCUUCAAGGGAGUUUCUUGGUCUGCUGUUAGCGAGCCUUGUAGUUUCAGUUCUAGUGUUAGUUAGCUAAACAAGGGUAGAAGGCUAACAAAUUUACUCAUUCAAACGUAUUACCGCGUCCGGGACAGCCACAGAGUCGUUAGCCAGCGAUAUCAUCAACUUUACUACAUUGAACAACUAGAUUGAAACGACAAGUAAAUCUACAAUAGUUCUGAAUUCGGGCACCAUGUUCAAAAGGAAUGGCAAGAAGGACCCAGAACUAAUCCAAAAUGUGUCCGAGGGGCUGAAAAAACUGUACAAGACCAAACUCUUUCCCUUGGAAGACACCUACCACUUCCACGAUUUCCAUUCACCGGCUUUGGAAGAUGCCGACUUUGACAACAAGCCUAUGGUGCUCUUGGUUGGCCAAUACUCCACGGGUAAAACCACAUUUAUCCGGCAUCUUAUGGAGCAAGAUUUUCCCGGGAUGCGGAUAGGGCCCGAACCGACCACCGACUCCUUCAUAGCGGUCAUGCAUGGAGAGCAGGACGGGCUGAUCCCAGGCAACGCUCUAGUAGUUGACCCCAAAAAACCCUUCAGAAAACUCAACGCUUUUGGUAACGCCUUUCUUAACAGGUUUGUGUGUGCUCAGAUGCCCAAUGCUGUAUUGGAGAGCAUCAGUAUCAUUGACACCCCAGGAAUCCUGUCUGGAGAAAAGCAGAGGAUCAGCAGAGGCUAUGACUUUGCUGCAGUGCUAGAGUGGUUUGCAGAGCGUGUUGACCGCAUCAUUCUGCUUUUCGACGCCCACAAGCUAGACAUCUCGGAUGAGUUUUCUGAGGUGAUCCGCUCCCUGAAGAACCAUGAGGACAAGAUGCGGGUGGUUCUGAACAAGGCUGAUCAGAUUGGCACACAGCAGCUGAUGAGGGUCUAUGGCGCCCUCAUGUGGUCUCUUGGUAAAAUUGUCGGUACGCCAGAGGUGAUCCGGGUGUACAUUGGUUCUUUUUGGGCUCAGCCGCUCCUGGUCGCAGACAACCGGAAGCUUUUUGAGGCAGAGGAACAGGACCUUUUCAAGGACAUCCAGGGGUUACCUCGGAAUGCUGCUCUGAGGAAGCUCAAUGACCUCAUCAAGCGGGCUCGCCUCGCCAAGGUCCACGCCUACAUCAUCAGCUCUCUAAAGAAGGAGAUGCCCAACAUGUUUGGGAAGGAGAAUAAGAAGAAGGAGCUGAUUGCUAACCUGGGGGAGAUCUACACGAGGAUUGAGAAAGAGCACCAGAUCUCACCCGGAGACUUCCCCAAACUAGCUAAGAUGCAGGAGAUCUUGGCUAACCAGGACUUCAGUAAGUUCCAGGCAGUGAAGCCCAAGCUGCUGGAGGCUGUUGAGGACAUGCUAGCCAAUGACAUAGCCAAACUCAUGACCCUCGUCCGCCAGGAGGAGGCAGCCAUGCCCAGCCAGUCAGUCCAGGGUGGCGCCUUUGAGGGCACCAUGGACGGGCCUUUCGGCCAUGGCUACGGCGAGGGUGCAGGCGAGGGUAUUGAUGAGCUGGAGUGGGUGGUGGCACGAGACAAACCCACCUACGACGAGAUCUUCUACACCCUGUCUCCUGUCAAUGGCAAAGUGUCAGGUGCCUUGGCCAAGAAGGAAAUGGUGAAGUCCAAGCUGCCCAACACAGUGCUGGGAAAGAUCUGGAAGCUGGCCGACGUAGACAAGGAUGGAUACCUGGACGAUGACGAGUUUGCCCUUGCCAAUCACUUGAUCAAGGUGAAGCUUGAGGGGCACGAGCUUCCCACUGAUCUGCCAGAACACCUUAUCCCUCCCUCCAAAAGGGGACUGUAGAAUUGGAACUCUUUCAUAUAUGGGCAGGCCUGAAUAAAUAGAUGGUGGCUGAGGUUUUUCGGAGUGAGUGGGAUAAGGGAAAGGUGCAUUUUUGGCCAAAGUAAAUGUGAGUGUUAUGAGGAGAAUCAUUCUGGUUAGGGUGUUGUCUUAUGUCAAAUGGCGCAACAGCCGUCUGCAUAACUGCAUGUUGUGUUAGAAUAAUUCCAUCUGAUGUGAGACAAUGGAGGGGGUGGUGGUCUGGGUAGGGUUAUGAUAAUGGUGUUGGGGUGAAAUUCAUGUUAGACUGACUAUGAUAAUUAACAUAGUCCAUUCAAAGAUAAAAAUGCUAUUAUCUCUAACUUCACCUGAAUCCCUUAUCUUCCUUAGUACUUAUUUGUCUUACCAUUAUCUUUAUCAAAAGGCCUUUGUUGAAGUUAUCAUGUAUCAAGUUCAAUCUCCACUUUGGGACCUGCUGAAUUUAUUGUGCUCAAAUUUAUUGAGCGCUUUCGAUUGCAACAACUAAAUAUUGUCUUUCCACUCACUGGUUCCAGGGAAUGGGGUGGGUUGGACAUACAGUAUGCAUUGGCAAGAUAUCUGAUCAAAUGUAUUUAUGGAAAAUCAAUUAACGAUUUGGGGCGCAGUACCAGUUUAAAAAUCCCAGUUUGAUCCCUGGCAGUCACAUCUAGCCUUCAAUGCCAAAGUCGCUUAAGUGUUGUAUGUAGAAGUGGCUCUAGCCCUCAAAUGUUAAUAUGUACAUUGUUUUUUGUCUUCUGAAAUAAAAUGUUUAUUCAAAUA
This is a messenger RNA of Oncorhynchus kisutch (coho salmon), 2673 nucleotides long. RefSeq names its product EH domain-containing protein 1-like. Bases 313 to 1899 code for a protein of 528 amino acids. The record is from RefSeq and is a predicted model, not a curated record. Gene Ontology annotation, cellular component: plasma membrane; cytoplasm. Gene Ontology annotation, molecular function: calcium ion binding; GTP binding; protein binding. NCBI's taxonomy places the organism in Eukaryota, Metazoa, Chordata, Actinopteri, Salmoniformes, Salmonidae. The transcript has 5 exons. Gene Ontology annotation, biological process: endocytosis; endosomal transport.